Messenger RNA from Akanthomyces muscarius, 2370 nucleotides. RefSeq lists its product as uncharacterized. Gene Ontology annotation, cellular component: cytosol. Gene Ontology annotation, molecular function: nucleic acid binding; phosphoglucomutase activity; magnesium ion binding. Lineage: Eukaryota; Fungi; Ascomycota; Sordariomycetes; Hypocreales; Cordycipitaceae. The record is from RefSeq and is a predicted model, not a curated record. Gene Ontology annotation, biological process: carbohydrate metabolic process. The transcript is spliced from 9 exons. Bases 1 to 2370 code for a protein of 789 amino acids.
AUGCCUCCCAAAGCUGGUCCCUCAAAAGGCAAUCCUCGCGGUGGUGUCACCGAUGAUCCUUUAGUAUGGAUCGAUUGUGAGAUGACGGGCUUGAACCCGGACACAGAAGAAGUCAUCGAAAUCUACUGCAUCUUAACAACAGGCAACAUGGAGCUCCUCGACGAAGAGGGCUUUCAUGCCGUUAUCCAUUUGCCAGAGUCACGGAUGAGCCAGAUGGACGACUGGUGCACAAAAACACAUGCUGGCUCAGGGCUGACUGCCGCCGUCCUUGCCUCCAAGUUGACACCAGAGGUUGCGGCGGAAGGUUUAUACGAAUACAUUACCAAGUUCAUCCCUGAACGGAAAAAGGCUCUGCUCGCGGGCAACAGUGUCUAUGCAGACCGAGGAUUUCUGCGCAAGGAGCCCUACACAAAGGUCAUGAAGCAUCUGCAUCAUCGCAUUUUAGAUGUAAGCGCAAUCAAGGAAGCCGCUAGACGAUGGUGCAGCGAAGACAUUCUCGCCAAUGUACCCGUCAAAAAGGCCAAGCACAAGGCACGAGAUGACAUUUUGGAAAGCAUUGAAGAGGCCAAGUACUAUCGAAAUGCAAUCUUCAAGCGAGAGGACUAUAUUGGUGAUCUUCCCACCUCUUUGUCGCCUCUUUUUCUCUCAAUCAAUCUCCUUGUUUUUCCUUCUAUUGUCUCUUUCCCUGCUCAGCACCGACACGCCACCAUGGACGUCAAGACUGUUGAGUUUAAGCCUUUCCAGGACCAGAAGCCUGGCACCUCUGGUCUUCGCAAGAAGGUCGUCACCUUCCAGCAGGCCCACUACAGCGAAUCGUUCGUCACCAGCAUCCUGCUCUCCAUCCCCGAAGGUGUUGAAGGAUCUUUCCUCGUCAUCGGCGGUGAUGGCCGCUACUGGAAUCCCGAGGUUAUCCAAUUGAUUGCCAAAAUCGGCGCUGCCUACGGCGUCAAGAAGCUCCUCAUCGGCCAGAACGGUAUUCUAUCUACCCCUGCUGCUAGCCAUGUCAUCCGCCUUCGCAAGGCUACAGGUGGUAUUCUUUUGACGGCCAGUCACAACCCUGGCGGUCCCAAGCAAGACUUCGGUAUCAAGUACAACCUGGCCAACGGUGGCCCCGCCCCCGAGUCCACGACGAACAAGAUUUUCGAGACCUCCAAGACCUUGACUUCCUACAAGCUCGCUUCUAUUCCCGAUGUUGAUAUUUCCACCAUUGGUACGAAGACUUACGGUGCUCUCGAGGUCGAGAUCAUUGAUAGCACUGCCGACUACGUCACCAUGCUCAAGGACAUUUUCGACUUUGACGUCAUCAAGAAGUUCUUUGCCUCCCACCCCGACUUCAAGGUGCUCUUUGACGGUCUUCACGGUGUCACCGGUCCCUACGGAACUGCCAUUUUCGAGAAGGAGCUCGGUCUCACUGGCGCCACCCAGAACUGCGUCCCCAGCCCCGACUUCAACGGCGGCCACCCCGACCCCAACCUAGUAUACGCUCACUCACUCGUUGAGGUCGUCGACAAGAACAACAUUCCUUUCGGUGCCGCCUCGGACGGUGACGGGGACCGCAACAUGAUUUACGGUGCCAACGCCUUUGUCUCGCCCGGUGACUCCUUGGCUAUCAUCGCCCACCACGCCAAACUUAUCCCCUACUUCCAGAAGAAUGGUGUCAACGGUCUUGCUCGCUCCAUGCCCACCUCUGGUGCUGUCGACCUUGUGGCCAAGGCUCAGGGUCUCGACUGCUAUGAGGUUCCCACCGGCUGGAAGUUCUUCUGCGCCCUCUUUGACGCCAGCAAGCUGUCCAUCUGCGGUGAGGAAAGUUUCGGUACUGGCAGCGACCACAUCCGUGAGAAGGAUGGUCUCUGGGCCGUCGUCGCCUGGCUCAACAUUAUUGCUGCUCUCGGUGUUCAGAACCCGGGGUCCACUCCCUCUAUCAAGCAGAUCCAGAAGGACUUCUGGGCGCAAUACGGCCGCACAUUCUUUACUCGCUACGAUUACGAAGAUGUCGACUCUGACGGUGCCAACAAGGUUAUCGGUGAGCUGAAGGCUCUGGUGGACGACCCCAACGUUGUCGGCAGCAAGAUUGGCGACCGCACUAUCACCGCUGCGGGCAACUUCUCUUACACUGACCUCGAUGGCUCUGUCUCAUCCAACCAGGGUCUGUACGCCACCUUUUCCUCUGGUAGCCGCAUUGUCGUUCGCCUCUCUGGUACAGGCUCUUCUGGCGCCACUAUUCGUCUUUAUCUCGAGCAGUACAGCAAGGACCCCGCCACGUACGACUUGGACGCCCAGGACUUCCUCAAGGCCGAGGUCAAGUUUGCCACCGAGCUUCUCAAGUUCAAGGAGCACGUCGGCCGUGACGAGCCUGAUGUCCGCACUUAA